GGCCCCAGGUUUCGCUGAAGGAGACGGCCCCAGGUUUCGCUGAAGGAGACGGCUCCAGGAUUUGCUGAAGGAGACGGCCCCAGGAUUCGCUGAAGGAGCGGGCACUUCCCUUCCUGAGCUGCUGUAGUUGCAGGCUGUGGAGCGGAGUGUAAAUAUACCGACCACAUAGAUGGAAGAUCUUCUCCUGCCUCAUCUCUCUCAUCGAGUCUGAAGAAACAAAUACAAUCACAAGGAAAAUCCUGAAACGAUCCGUAACGAGGAGUUUGGGGAUAAAAGUGCCGCCACUCGCAGCCGAGGAACCCCAAUCUCCGGUGGAUAAAGUGUUUAGUGAGCAAAAUAGAAACAUUCAUAGAAAUUUGAGGUUCUGGAUACUUUGGAUCCAAUCUCGGCCGUACAGAAAUGGAUCAAACAGAGAAAACCUUUCCGUGUUCCGAGUGCGGGAAACGUUAUACACGAAUAAGAUAUCUUCGGAUACACGAGAGAAUUCACACUGGGGACAAACCGUAUGCGUGUUCCGUGUGCGGGAAACGUUUCACCACACUGGGACAUUGUAAUAGACACGAGAAAAUCCACACAGGGGAGAAACCGUUUAUAUGUCCUGAAUGCGGAAAAUGCUUUACUAGAAAGUCAGAGCUCACUCUACACGAGAAACAUCACAUAGGCGAGACGCCAUUCGUAUGUUCUCAAUGCGGGAAGUGUUUUUAUACAAAACAGCAUUUCAAGGAACAUGAGCGAUGUCACACGGGAGAGAAACCAUUCACGUGUUCAGAAUGCGGAAAAUGUUUUACUACAAAGCUUGGGGUCACUCAACAUCUGAGAAUCCACACGGGAGAGAAACCAUUUGGGUGCCCCGAGUGCGGAAAAUGUUUUACCAUAAAGUCAAAUCUUCUCAUACACGAGAGAUAUCACACGGGGGAGAAGCCGUUCGCAUGUUCUGAAUGUGGAAAGUGUUUCUAUACACAACAUCAUCUCAAGGAGCAUAAGCAACGUCACGCAGGUCAGAAACCCUUCGCGUGUUCAGAAUGCGGGAAAUGUUUUGGCACAAAGUCACACCUGAGCACGCACGAGCGAACUCACACGGGAGAGAAGCCAUUCGGGUGCUCUGAGUGCGGAAAAUGUUUUAACUCAACGUCAAACCUGAUCAGGCAUCAGCGAAUUCACACGGGGGAGAAACCGUUUGAGUGUUCGAAGUGCGGAAAAUGCUUUAUCACGAGUGACUGUCGGAAUAAACACGAAAGAACACACAUCGGGAGCGGGCAAUUAGAAUAGAGAAAUGACAGGAGAUGAACAAAA
Messenger RNA from Spea bombifrons (plains spadefoot toad), 1293 nucleotides. Its product is annotated as gastrula zinc finger protein XlCGF17.1-like. Gene Ontology annotation, cellular component: nucleus. Gene Ontology annotation, molecular function: RNA polymerase II cis-regulatory region sequence-specific DNA binding; DNA-binding transcription activator activity, RNA polymerase II-specific. The transcript is spliced from 2 exons. Gene Ontology annotation, biological process: regulation of transcription by RNA polymerase II. The record is from RefSeq and is a predicted model, not a curated record. NCBI's taxonomy places the organism in Eukaryota, Metazoa, Chordata, Amphibia, Anura, Pelobatidae. Bases 400 to 1269 code for a protein of 289 amino acids.